This is a messenger RNA of Schistosoma haematobium, 7191 nucleotides long. RefSeq lists its product as uncharacterized. The transcript is spliced from 8 exons. Lineage: Eukaryota; Metazoa; Platyhelminthes; Trematoda; Strigeidida; Schistosomatidae. The coding region runs from base 213 to 1370 and encodes 385 amino acids. The record is from RefSeq and is a predicted model, not a curated record.
UUUAAAAACACGGAAACGCGUUGUGUGGACCCACAGAGUUCGACAUCAGUUUAGUAAUUUGUUUGACUGGAGUCGAAAAAUAGAUGUAAAGUGUUACAGGAUUGUUCAUAUUUAGCGGUUUGCUGAUUUCUCAACUAUUUGCAACUCUAUGGGAUUUUUUAACUUCUCAAGGUCGAACCGGGAGAGCGAGUGUUGACCGUAGUCGGUUUGUUAUGGCUGAGUGUGCCGUGGCCACAGCAAAAGCAAAUGUUAUGCUGUAUGAUUCGAAGGCUAGUACUUGGAUCCCAAGUGGCCCAGGACAUGGCAUUUCCAAAGUUCAACUAUAUCACAACACGUUAACUAACGCCUAUCGAGUUGUUGGAUGGAGGUUACCAGAUCGUGAGGUUGUUAUUAAUUGUGCCAUUGCACGUGGGUUAAAAUAUCAUCAAGCGCGUCCAACGUUUCAUCAGUGGCGUGAUAGUAGACAACAAGUUUACGGCUUGAAUUUCACAUCAGUUGAAGAAGCAGAUGCAUUUGCUGCCGCUGUUAAAUCAGCUUUAGAAAGUCUAGCUGCACUACAUUGUCAACAGGCUUUACAAGCUCAACAAUGUAAGCCUCCUGUCACUUAUGAUCAGUUGGUAUCAAAUGAAACAACAACAACUACUACUAUUAAUCAAGAUAUGCAACUAAACCAAUAUCAACAAUCAAAAUAUCAAAUACCAAAUCAACAGCUAUCAUCGAAUCAACAAGUAACUAACUAUACCAAUAAUAACAAUCAGGCAUAUUCUGCACAACCUACGGGAAUAUUAGUCCAAAAUCAUCAGAUUUCAUCCUCUGACAUAACUGAACCAACUGAAAGUUACACCGAUCAGAACAAAGCAUUAUCAUCAUCGGCAUUAUCGAAUCAGCAGUCUGAUCGAAACACUUUAUGCAAUGAUUACAAUGAGGCAAUUGUGAACAGUGUAAAUAAUAUUAUUUUAAGUGAUAAUCAGAAUGUCUACCCGGGUUAUACAACAACAUGUAAAACUAAUACCUCUAAUCAUCAGAAUACUGAAAUUCCACGUCUUAAAUCAUCAACGGAACAAAAUGUAUCCGCGAUAAAUGGUUGUUCAAUGAAUGGUAAUACAGAACAUGGUGUAAAUUGUGAUUCGCCGUAUUAUUCAUCUUCAGACGAUAGUGUACGUAAUCUUCGUGGUCUGCCUAAUGGAUCCAAUGAACCUCAUGUGAAUCCAACUUCAUCCGUGACGUUGAACGCUUCCAAUUUUCCCAAUAACAAUGUUAAAUUAUUAGGUGGGAAUUCAGAUGAAUCUUCUGUUAUUACCAGAUCUCUUUCACCAAAUCAAUGUGAGUUUAUAAUUGAAAGCUUAUUUCCAUCACUUCCAAGUUACUAAUAUCAUAUUAUCUAGUCCUUAGCUGUCAUCGACUUACAUUCAUCAUAGUGCAGUAUGAUCGCUAGGGCAUGUAACUCGAUUUGCUGGUGCACUAUGAUUAGAUGUUGGUUGGCUAAGUGUUUAGUUUUAGGCGCCACUUAUCAACAAGACGUUUCUUCAUUUUCAAGUGAAUAAAGCUUCCCAUUUUUACAUCAUUUUCCCUAAGAUUUCAGGGAAUACCGUUUUGAUAUAUUCCAAUCCACAAGAUGUUUGGUUUCAAAACUAACCACAGAUUUACCCAUAUCUUUCAUGCUUCAAUUACCGACCACCCUGCCUUUAACCAAGUGACGUCAGUUGUUGAUAAUCAUAUAUAAAUUUUACAUUUAUGUAACCGUAUUAUUUCACAUGUUAGCGUAAUAUUGCUUGACCCCCUUAUUGUAAUAAAUGUUUAUCUAUUUAAUUUACGUCCUAUUGCAUCCCAUAACCUUACUGACAUUUUAGUGACAAUAACUCAUCAGUUAUUGUAACACUCAUUUCGUUUCGAUUAAAGCUCACAGCAUAAGCGAUAAUCAUGCAGUUUAUUAUUUUCACAUACAUUGCUUUUCCAUUGAGUAGUAACCAAUGUAAUGUUUGUCUAAUCCUUAGUGUAAGUCAAUUUCUAACGUUCAAGUUGCAAUAUGGUUAUCAAUAUAAAUGACUUGAUAUCUCAAGUAACCCUGGACCUAGGUUUCUUGUUAUUUGACAUUUAUGAGCAAGGUGUAGUUGCUAUAUUGAUGUAAAUAAUGCUCACCUUGACUGUGACCCACCUCACCCAGUUUCAUCAUCUGAAGCAUUCUUACCGAACUAUUCGAAGCCUCUUGCAGGACUGGGAUUUUUCAACAAUGACUAACCAUCUAUAUCAUACUUGCUUUAUUGACGAGUCCCAACUAACUCAAAACCUAGGUCCAAAUAUACCUGUCUAAAUAGUUUUUAUAUUUGUAUUCACGUAUAAAUUUAUUUAGACAAAGAUUUAACUAGUAGUAUCAAGUUACCAUGUUGAUUAUUGUAGCACGGUGUAUAAUUUAUAUGUAAUUUCGAAAAAAACUGAAACAAUAAAGCUAUUGGUAUUGGUAAAGUAAGUCAAAAUAAAUGUAUCAUAAUGUAUCAAAUAAUAAACAAAUGUGAAAGCAUAUAACAGAGCUUAUUACCAUUAAAGAACUUUUAUAGCGCACAUCUUAGUUGAUUGCAGAGUUCAUUGAAUAGAAAAGUAUAAGACAAUUUUGCACUUCAGUAUCUUAAAGAAGAUGAAAAGUGAGUGUAUCUGGACCAUAAUGACUAAUUAUUAACAAUGCCACCAAUCCUCCCCAACUAUCAGUUACGAUAAUUGCGAGAAUCCCCACCUGAUAGUCAACAAUAACUAACAUAGCUCAGUUCAAUAUUCAUUGUUUUAAUGAUUUGAUGCUACACCUUGGCUCAGCCACUAUAGCUUUAUUCCUACGUACUGCUACACUAAACAAACUUCGUGCCUCCACGUAGACUAUGGUUAGACAUACGUGACACAUAUCCUAACCACUCCAGUUGAUGAAGAUUUACAACCUCAUUAAACCGGUAUCCCAAUUUUUAUGCUCACUCUGGUGGUCUUAGUAUACGCAAGCGAUGCUUUGAGGGGAUUGAUGAUCAAAUAUUAGUAGUAGUAGUAGUUCAUUAUUCUUUACACACGGUGAUCCUCGUGUUUAAUUGAUCAAUAAUGAAAUAUUCCAGAAUCAAAAUCAUAAAUAACCACAUAUAAUAUGGUCAAGAGUAUUCCCGAAACUCUGCUUCAGUUUAACUUGACACACAAAAUCGCAAAAAAAGGUAAUAUAUUAUACUACACAGAUUAGGGGAACAUAGCGGAAUAGAUAAUCGAUGUCAACCAUUUGACAGGAUAUUGGAUUUCCGUUUAUGUUGGAUACUUCUCAUGAGUAACUGUACAAUAUCCGUUUCAUGAAUUCUGGUGAGACGAUGGUUUUAUGUUUAAAAGGACUUGACUUGGUGGAGAGCUCAACCGUCAUUCUACUCUGUUUGAACAGUCAAAUAGUAUCGUUAUUUCUGACACCUAAAGUGUUUUUGAAGACCAACUACAUAAACCUGGUAAAUACGUUAUGGUGAGUUAAGACUAACUCAUUAAAUAGACGAAUACAUCAACACACGUUCUCACAUUAAACCGUAUAAGUUUUCGCAUUACACAGAAAUAUGAAUAUCGGAAAUAAUAGUUUCUAAUAUUCUUUCUAUGUUUAAAUAUUCUCUUUGAUAUUUAUGUUGAUGAGAUCAUUUGUUAAUGGAUUGUUAUUGUGAUAGGUUUAGCUCAUAUCUGACUGUAAUGAUCAAUAAAUUCCUACGUCUAAAGUCUGUUCGGUUCAAUGGCUAGUUGAUUGACAUGUCCUUCAUGUUACUAUUGAGUUUACUGUAGAGGAGAGUUUACUUUUUACAGUGUAACAGAUAGCUAUAAUGGUUCGAUCCAUAUCGGGUAUGAGACAGCUAUCCACCGCACUCCAUGGAUGAAUGGUUGUGCAAAAUCAUGGAUUAGUUGGAAUUAGACAUUAACACCGUUGAAUUCCCGCUCAGUUGUCUAGAGGUUCAGCACUUGAGCGUGAAACCGAAAAUGCUGAGUUCGAUUCUCCUGUGCGAAGCCGUAGAUGCUCGUUGACUAGAAAUCCCCAUACUAUUACGAAACAGCCUUGCAAUUCUUUCAUGUUGUGAAUGGUGGUCUAGCUAAGAUCAGUUCUUUAUCUCAGCUGUGAAAACACCAUCUCCACAAAUUCCCCAUACUAAAUUUUAUCUUUCUGAUUUUUGUUUACGCAAAACGCGCGACUUUGUUCAUAAUAUUUUUUGUAAACUAACCACUAGAUAAAGCACAAUAUGUGAAGAAAUUCUAGGAAAAUAAAUCUGAGUCUACUUGUUUAUAAAGUUAUGUCGAGUACAUUUAUAAGAAAUAUUUAUGCGUUUUUGGUGGAGUUUUGUUCUCUGAGCUGGAUGGUUUGGUUGUGGAGCUUUCGUCGUUCUUCUGUACAAAGGGGCACCAAUUACAUAUGCACCUAUCCAGGCACUUGAUUUGUGUGUUGGCUGUGAUACUACCUGGGUGCCCAUGUGCACCAUUGGUUUGAAAUCACGGUUUUCCGUCUCCCCUAAGUAGAUCCUCCUUAUCCAUAUGCAUGUAAAAGGGUUAAGGGAACAGUUAGAAGUCAAUUUAGUAGAUGUGUUUGUAAAUGGUGCUAAAGGAUACCAGUUAAUUUCCUUAAAUGCUUACUGUGUCUUCCAAAUUCAACUCGUUCCCUAGUUUUUCACCAAAUUUCUGAAAACCUUUUAUUCACUACUCCUACAUUCUUCCAUAGUCCAAUCAAAUAGGGACAUAAAUAAACUAUGUUUCAUAAUCUCAAAGCCGUCUGCUCAUAGUUAUUCCUCUAUUUAUUUGCAUAAACUAACUUCGAAUAAUAAUUUCCUCUUAUCAUAUUGCUGGCUUUCUAUUUGUUUGUUGUUUGAAAAUUUAACAUACUUAGAAGUGUAGUUAUUGGCUACUGUACAUAACCAAGGUAUGCAACAUCAUUGAAUGUGACUGCAUGCAUAUUAUUACUCAUUAGGUGCUAUUCCACCACUUAAUCUUCACGUUUGUAUUUCAACAUUUUAAUACCAUUUACGAUACAUUUGUCGUCUAUGUUCAACUUUUCAGUUUUAUUAAUUUAUAGUAAGGACUUUUAUUCAUUUCCAUAGGCACUUCAAUUAAUAAUACCAAAUCCCAACAAUUGAUUCCCGCUCCACCACCACCGCCGCCACCACCACCUCCCCGCCUCCUCCACCCCCACCAAUGGCUAAUAUAGCUGGGUCGAAAAAUUGGCAUCAAAAUACCACAACAACAAUAAGUAAUAAACUGUCAGGUUCACAGUCUGCUGCCGAAAAUUCCGAUACUAGUGACCAUGAUAGUGUCGCUGAAUCUGGUAGUUUAGAUGCUCAAUUACGUAUGGCCAGACAGCAACGUAUUCGUGCUGCUUCUGUUGCUGGUCUAGGAUCUUCUGAUUUUGCACCAACCAUUUCUGGCCCACGUACUCAUGGUGUAGAUAUGAUGACUGAUCUUCAACGUGUUUUGGCAGCACGUCGACGUGCUAAGGAAGCUGAAGAGGUUGGUUCAAUUUGAAACUGAUUAUUAUUUAUUAAAUAAAAAUUAACUGUUAAAUAUCAGGGGAUAAUGUUAAAUUCUACUUCUAGGUAUUAUAAAUCGGAUGUUCAUAGUUAUGCUAUUUUUCAAUAGGAUUCUAUGAAGUCAAGAACAUUAUUUGAUAAAUUUUGGUGUAUGUAAUUUUAUUUUCAAUAACAUCCAUUGCCUUAUAAUUAAAAGCUGUAAUUAAAUAGUACAUUUCAGUUAGACUCAAUAUUUAAUCUUUUGUCAUUUUACUAACAUUUUGAAUUAAUAUAACUCCCCUACUAGGUACAAGUUUAUGUUUUGAUGCUAAGUGGUUGAAGUUAGUCGAGAAUAAACACUAGAUCUAGGUUUCCUGUUAGAUGUCACUCGUUAACAAGAUGUACCUGGAAUCUUUAAGGUCCUGAUGCUCCAUAUGGGAUUUGAACUAGCGUCACAAAAACUUACAGUCGAAGAAAAUAUUAAUGAACUGUUCUGACCACAACUAACUAACUGAAGAACUGAGAUUUAUUUACAAAUAGUUGAUCAGUGAUUAGGUAACCAAUGUUAUAUCUGUCUAGUCCUUUAAUAUUGAUCGAAUUCUAUCGACCAAUUUGUACUCAGCUUCAAGUAGCAUUUUUUUUGUUUUAUGAAAACUGAUGAUACUACUGAGCUGCUUAAAUCGAAGUAGAUGAAAUACUGCAGUUCGAAGCUGUUAUCUCGUCAAAAGGUCGCCUCUACCGUUUUAUAGACCUAGGCGAUAUUAUUCCAUUAUGGAAAUACAGUGUUGCAUAAAAUACAAAUUCAUGCACACAUAGACACUUUAACAAAAGUUCACAAUCACAUUUGCUUGUUAAAUGAACUUUAUAGCGUCUGCUGUGUUUAUGGUCUCAGACUGGAAUUUCCGCAUAUACUAUAUACCAAAUAAUUAGAUUUUUCCAGUUUACAUAGUUGGAAUCCCAUCACAACAACACUUGUUUAUUCACUCAUUCAAUUGUUAUUUAUGUGUUGGUUAAAGCGUUAGACAUUCAAUCAGUGGUUCACUGGUUCAACUCUUGCCCUACCUAAUUCAGUUCGGUCAACCGGGUAGUGUGUCACUAGCCUUCACACAUUAAGCGUAACUUAAAGUUGAGUACACGAAUCUGUCCUUGCUAAGUGAAUUACAUCUCCAUUAAUGUGUCCUCACUGUAUUAAUAUCGCUAAUUAGAAUAUUAUCCAUUAAAUUCAAUCGUUCUAUUACUAUUUAUUCUAGUUCCAUUUUAUAAUAAUAAAAGUCAGUCAAAUCAUUAUAUGUAUAUGAUAUUCUCAAACCUUGUUAUAAAUUAUCCUACUUAAAAGUAUAUUGACUUUCCUAUCUCCCGUCUUUUAUGACCUAUACUAAGAAUAACAAAUCAAUAGAUUGUCUCGUCUGAGUUUUGCUCCCAUUCUGCAUUGAUUAAUACUGUUACUGUUAUGGAUAUUAUCAAUAUUAUUAUUAUUACAUCAGCAGACUUAAUCAGACAAUUUUCAUGUAUAUAUUUGGCUGUAUGUGUGUACAGACCUGUCCGGUUUUCUUUUAUUGAUCUGUACAGUUGCAUUGAUUCUCUUUCAGACUUAGUCUAUCAGAAAUUUUCGAUUUGUUUAUACUUUGUAUACAUUACUAUACUUGUCAUACGGUAUAUCCCAGGGACAAAGUGGGAUUUUUAUAUGCUUUGGUGUGUCCAUGUCGGUAGG